GUUCCCAGACUAGCCUACUCCGAGGCGAUCAUCAGGCGGAUGCAUAGAAUUGGCAUAUUUGUGGCUGGUCUCUGCAGAAAUUCGGGGUGCACCAUGAGCACUUGCAGCCGCCACUAACGGGCCAUGGCCGCCGCCGUCCCCAGAGCUGGGGCUCGGCCCCUCGAGGUGCCCCGCGCCCUUCAGGAAGGCGACAAGUUUGUGCGCUGGGAUGAGGAUUCUGGAGUUGGGUGUCCUGUGACCCUGAGGGUAGAUCCCAAUGGUUUUUAUCUGUAUUGGACGGAUCAGAAUAACGAGGUUGACAUGAUUGAUUUGGUCACCGUCAGGGACACCAGAAAUGGGAAAAACGCUAAAAUACCAAAGGACCCGAAGUUAAGACAGGUGGUUUGCAUGGGGUCCCAGGAGCCCCUUGAGGACAAGACAUUGACGGUCUGCUAUGGAUCUGAUUUCGUCAACCCCAACUUUGUCAACUUCUGCUGCUCAAACAAAGAGACAGCUGAGAUGUGGGCCAAUGAAGUGGUGCGACUGGCUUACAACUUGGUGCAACUCAAUGGGCCCACUUCGAUGUUUUUACUAAAAGCACAUACAAAGCUCACACUCAUGGCUGACAAAGCUGGCAAGAUACUUGUAAAAAACAUUUUAAAGACAUUUGCCCAGAACAAAGAAGACAGAAAGAGAGUGGAGAAAGCGUUGGAGGCAUCUGGUUUACUCUCAGGAAAAAAUGAUAUUGUUUCCGUUUCAAAAUUUCAAUACGAAGACUUUUUUACACUAUAUAAGAACCUUACCCAGAGAACAGAGCUGGAACCUAUCUUUGACUCGCUUUGUUGCGGCUCAAAGCGCAAAUUGAUGACUGCUGAACAGUUUGUGGAGUUCUUGAACAAAUCUCAACGAGACCCACGGCUCAAUGAAAUCUUGUACCCAUAUGCCAACGUGGAGCGAGCCAAAGAUCUCAUCAAUCAACAUGAACCAAACAAAAGCAACGCCCAGAGAGGUGUUUUGAGUCAGGACGGUUUCCUGCGAUAUUUGCUGAGUGAAGACAACCCUAUUGUUUCGUCUGCCAAGGCCUAUCAGUUGGAUGACAUGGACCACCCCCUGCCUCAUUACUUCAUCAACUCUUCUCACAACACUUACCUCACAGGCCAUCAACUGACGGGAAAAUCUUCAGUCGAAAUCUAUAGGCAGUGCCUGCUGGCAGGCUGUCGAUGUGUAGAGCUCGACUUCUGGAAUGGCCGCACAGAGGAGCCAGUGAUUGUGCACGGCUACACUUUUGUACCUGAGAUCUCUGCAAAGGAAGUGAUUGAAGCCAUUGCAGAGACUGCUUUCAAGACUUCCGACUACCCUGUGAUUCUAUCUUUUGAAAACCACUGCAAUACCCGCCAACAAGCUAAAAUUGCCCAGUACUGCCGCGAGUUCUUUGGGGACAUGCUUCUAGAACUGCCCCUGGAUUCUUUUAAGUUAGAACCUGGCAGUGCUCUUCCACCACCUGCUGCUCUACGUCGUAAAAUCAUAAUAAAAAACAAGAAAAAGCAUCAUAAGAAGGGCCAUGCUGCUCCAAGCGGUCUCGCUGCAGCUGCUGUUGCGUCAGCACUACCUGUCACUCAGCACGGGAACGGUGAAGUUCCAUCUUUGCUAAAAGACAACAGCCGAGACAGUCGCGAGGAUGAAGAUCCCAAUGACGACGAAGACGAGAGCAGCUCAGAGGAAGAAGAGGAAGUUGAAAAAUCUGCAAAUAAAGUGCCAGAUGAAAAGUCAACCCGUGAAACAGAGGCAGGCGAAGAGCUCUCUGCCCUGGUCAACUAUGUGCAGCCAGUGCAUUUCACUUCCUUUGAAAAUGCUGAAAAAAAAAAGCGGAGCUAUGAAAUGAGUUCCUUUGACGAGAAGCAGGCCACAACCCUGCUAAAAGAACGCCCCAUUGAAUUUGUCAACUACAAUAAGUACCAGCUGAGCAGGGUAUACCCCGCGGGCACCAGGUUUGACUCGUCCAACUUCAUGCCCCAAGUGUUCUGGAACGCUGGCUGCCAGCUGGUGGCUUUGAACUACCAGAACCUAGAUUUGGCAAUGCAGUUAAAUCUCGGCAUCUUUGAGUACAACCAGCGGUGUGGCUACCUUUUGAAACCAGAGUACAUGCGCCGCCGAGACCGGAGGUUUGAUCCUUUUGCCGAGUCUACAGUAGAUGGCAUAAUUGCCGGCACUGUUUCAGUACAGGUCAUAUCUGGUCAAUUUCUGACUGAAAAAAGAGUUGGAACUUACAUUGAGGUGGAUAUGUUUGGUUUACCAGCCGACACUGUGCGAAAAAGGUUCAAAACCAAGAUAGUGGCAGCUAAUGGAAUCAAUCCAUGUUAUGAUGAAGAGCCGUUUGUGUUCAAAAAGGUGGUUCUACCAGAGCUAGCAACUAUAAGAUUGGCUGCAUACGAAGAAUCUGGCAGGAUUAUAGGCCAUCGAGUGAUACCCGUUCUUGGUCUUUGCCCAGGAUACCGCCAAGUUGGCCUCCGAAAUGAAUUUGGCCAGCCAUUGGGGCUGUCUUCGGUUUUUGUUCAUGUUGUUGUUAAAGAUUAUGUACCAGAUGGGUUAUCAGACUUUGCAGAGGCUUUGGCAAAUCCAAUAAAGUAUCAGUCUGAACUGGAAAAACGUGCUCAACAGCUAAGCGUUCUAACAGAUGACUUGGAGGACAUUCAAGAGGUGUUAGAUGAAACUGCCAGCAAAGAGAGCAUGCCAACUAAAGCAAGACGUUCUCAACUUCAUUCCACAACAUCUUCUGAAUUGCCUUCAAUUGGUGCAGCAGGAACAGGAACGUUGCCUCGCGCGUCUGUUCAGAUUAACCAGACAGAGCCUAAUCAGGUGGAAGAGGCGGAAUCUGUGGAAUCGUUGUCAGAGGGCAGUCCAGCUGCCAAAGGCAGCCCAGGGCCUGCAAUUCAUCCAAUAUCUGCAUCAGCCAUUGCUGAAAUUUCCGCUGAGACAUUUGAGCAGCUGCUCGAAAAUAAAGUUGUGAAAGAGAAGAAAUUAGAGCUAGAAAAGAAGUUGGAAAGUCUCCGCAAAAAGCAAGAAAAAGAAAAGGCAAGGUUUGGAGGGCACAAAACUGCUCCGGAAGUUGAUAAAUCCAAGGGAAAAUUCUACAUGAGCCACAAACUAGUCAAAAGACUUUCAAGCAAGAACAUUGAGGUGGAAGAGCCAACUGAGACUGAUCCGGAGUCAAGAGCUAAAAACUUGGCCCGUGAGCAUCUCGCCUUGGAAAAAGAUCUGCAAGAAAAAUAUAAUGAGGCGGUCUUCUCUACCCUGGAAAAAGUCAUGAAGACAUCGCAGGCAGCGCAGCUGAAAUUGUUAGCUUCGCUGGUGGAAAGAGAAACUGCGGAAGUAAUGAAAAAGCUUGAAAGUGUGCGUAGAGAUGAGGUCAAGGCGCUGGCAAAAAUUCACAAAGACAAGGAUGAAUUGGUACGAAUCAAAAGAGAAGUCGCUAGCAGCAUUGUCGAAAAAGGUGUCUCUGAACGGGUGCGCCUCAAAGAGGCUUAUCGCAAAAGACAAGAGGACCUUGAGAGGCAACAUGCAGAAGUCAGAGCUCGUCUUGAAGAAGAGCGGUUAAAGAGCAAGACGGCUCUAGCCAGGGAAUACGAUGGUCGCCUGGCCCUGAUCAGUGAAGAAGGUGGGUCUGGCACCUGAGACAUACGUCAAAGUAGUUAUAGACAAUCAUGGAUCACUACUCUAGCAUUCCCUCGGCCUACAUUCCUUCUCGGCCUAUCCUUUUGUGUGUUCUCACUGGGUUGAACCCUUGAAUGUGAUAAUAUCAUGUGGUAGUAAUAAGUAAUGAAUGUCAUUAUUCAUCAGUGUUACCGACUUAAAUUAAUAAAGACAUCUGAGGCAAUACCCCAAUUAAGGA
Neocloeon triangulifer is the source of this 3868-nucleotide messenger RNA. It is a transcript of the gene Plc21C, whose product is annotated as 1-phosphatidylinositol 4,5-bisphosphate phosphodiesterase classes I and II. Gene Ontology annotation, molecular function: phosphatidylinositol-4,5-bisphosphate phospholipase C activity; calcium ion binding. NCBI's taxonomy places the organism in Eukaryota, Metazoa, Arthropoda, Insecta, Ephemeroptera, Baetidae. The transcript is spliced from 18 exons. The record is from RefSeq and is a predicted model, not a curated record. Gene Ontology annotation, biological process: phosphatidylinositol-mediated signaling; lipid catabolic process. The coding region runs from base 124 to 3651 and encodes 1175 amino acids.